CUUGUUUCUUCUGGUGUCAGUAACAGGACUUCUACCAUGAACAAUUCUACUCCAGCUAAAGGUAUACAUAAAAAAUAUUUUUAUCACAAUAAUGGGAUUGAAAAGAAGACAUUUAAAGGAGACAGGUCACCACGCCCUUCACGUGUCCUUCAUCUUUGUCAAAUUCCAAGUGAUGCUACUGAAGCAGAAGUCAUUUCAUUAGGCAUCCCUUUUGGUAGAGUAACCAACUUCUUGAUGCUAAAAGGAAAAAGUCAGGCACUUUUGGAAAUGGCUUCUGAAGAAGCUGCUGUUACUAUGAUGAACUACUAUACUCCUACUACACCUCACCUCCGCAGUCAGCCUGUUUAUAUUCAGUAUUCCAAUCACAGAGAACUUAAGACUGACAAUCUACCUAACCAGUCUAGAUCCCAAGCUGCUCUGCAAGCUGUGAAUGCUAUGCAGGCUGGAAACCUGACUGUCACAAGUGCUCUUGGUGCUGAUGGUGGGCUCUGUCCAGGUUCUGUUCUUCGCAUGAUUGUUGAAAAUCUUUUCUAUCCUGUUACUUUAGAAGUGCUGUUUCAGAUUUUCUCAAAAUUUGGAUCUGUCUUGAAGAUUAUCACCUUCACUAAGAACAAUCAGUUCCAAGCUCUGCUACAGUAUGCUGAUCCAAUGAAUGCAUAUUAUGCCAAAAUGGCUUUGGAUGGCCAAAGUAUCUACACUGGCUGCUGCACUCUGCGCAUUGAUUUCUCCAGGUUAGCUAACCUUAAGGUAAGGUACAACAAUGACAAAAGCAGAGAUUUCACUCGUCAUGACCUCCCUUCUGGUGAUGGCCACCCAGCCCUGGAGCCACCCAUAGCUGCUGCCUUUGGCACCCAAAAUAUCAUCUUCCCAUCAUAUGCAGGGGCUGCUGGGUUUGCCCCAGCCAUGGGCUUUGCUCAAGGUACUGGUCUUCCGGUUCCAGCUGUGCCUGUAGCACUGGGUUCCCUUGCAGUCCCCACGUCUGCCGCGUCUGGACAGAUGACUGUUACUGGUGUUGCUGGUAUUCCAGGAAAUUCUGUUUUGCUAGUCAGCAAUCUGAACCCUGAAGUCAUCACACCACAUGGACUUUUCAUCCUAUUUGGUGUAUAUGGUGACGUGCAUCGUGUGAAGAUCAUGUUUAAGAAAAAAGAAAAUGCUCUGGUUCAGAUGGCAGAUGCAGCCCAGGCUCUAUUAGCUAUCAGCCACUUGAAUGGACAGAGGCUUUAUGGAAGGGUCCUCCAUGCUACCUUUUCAAAACAUCGCACAGUUCAGCUUCCUCGUGAGGGAGAAGAGGACCAUGGCCUGACCAAGGACUACAGCCACAGCCCUUUACAUCGUUUUAAGAAGCCUGGCUCCAAGAACUUCCGAAAUAUCUUUCCUCCAUCUGACACUCUGCAUCUGUCCAAUAUCCCGACUUCUGUUACUGUUGAUGAAAUGAAGAAGCUUUUUGCAAAUACGGGAUCUACUGUGAAAGCCUUCAGAUUCUUCCAGAAAGAUUAUAAAAUGGCUCUUAUCCGACUGGGCUCUGUGGAAGAAGCACUUCAAGCUCUCAUUGAGCUUCACAAUCAUGAUCUGGGAGAAAAGCAUCACCUCCGAAUUUCCUUCUCAAAAUCUACAAUCUGACUUUUCUGUGAAGUUUUCUUUUAAGACUGCAUCACAGUUUUAGUAAGAUCUUAAAAUAGAGACCAAAACAGCUGUGACCAGCUCUGUCUCUUAAAAGAAAAAGCUCAUUCAUACACAAAGAAUUAAGUGAUGAUCUUUUUUUAUUUUAGCUGCCUGUUUGUGAUCAAAGUUUAAUAUUCAUCCGUAGAAAGAUUAUUCUAUGAAAUAGUUUUAGCAACAAUAUUUAUCAUCAAAUGUCCUACUUAAAUGUAUAUUUUGAGAACAUCCUUUUAGCUUUUGUUCAAAAUCAGCCUUAAAAAAUAUUUCAGAGUGCUUUUACAAGACUAUUUCUAACAAAAUAGUAUAUCUAUUCUACACAGAUUAAACACUAAUUUGAAUGUGAAAUAGUGCUUGUGUUUCUUUAAGAAAAACAAGCAUUUAUGUUACCAGGGUAUGUGUUCAUACUUUGGCAGAUUUUUACAAAUAACUUUUCUUAAAAGGUCUGUACUGUUCAUAUGGCUUAAAUUAUUAAAGAAAAGGCAUUGCCUUCUCCCUGUGGAAUAAAAGAUAUCUGACAAGUUUCUGCAGGAUGUGGUAUCAGAGACUUAGCUUGACCUAACCACAGAAUGGAAGUUUGAUGUCUUAUUUUUGCUAUGAGUUGAUGUUCUGUAAUAGCACCUUGUAGAAAAUAAGACAAGAAAAUUGUCCGGGUUUCAAAGGGGUUUUUUGCAUUUCUUUAAAGAAUAAAGUGUUUACAAUCCUGUGGCAAAUACUCAGUUC
Molecule: messenger RNA, 2379 nt
Organism: Apus apus (common swift)
Lineage: Eukaryota; Metazoa; Chordata; Aves; Apodiformes; Apodidae
Gene: PTBP3
Product: polypyrimidine tract binding protein 3
Exons: 13
Coding region: 37-1620 (527 amino acids)
Biological process (GO): mRNA processing; regulation of RNA splicing
Cellular component (GO): nucleus
Molecular function (GO): mRNA binding
Source: RefSeq, a predicted model, not a curated record